Messenger RNA from Patiria miniata (bat star), 1130 nucleotides. RefSeq lists its product as uncharacterized. Lineage: Eukaryota; Metazoa; Echinodermata; Asteroidea; Valvatida; Asterinidae. The coding region runs from base 601 to 1122 and encodes 173 amino acids. The record is from RefSeq and is a predicted model, not a curated record. The transcript has 2 exons.
ACCCUUUUCAUUACAGUUUUGUAGAGGCCAUGGAAAUUGGUCAACCCCUUUUUCAAUUUUGCCCCCUCCCCUUUUAUAAUGUAAUAGUCCAGACUUUGCUUUACCUCUGAAAAUAAUGGACUGAUCCAAGAGUUGCCACAUCAGCAAGGGACAGGAAGUUGGCUUCAUUGUUCUUACAAGCAAUGACCCUGCCAACAUCUGCAAUAAAGUUGUCCUCAUGCAUUUCUGUAUCUUUGGCUGACAACUCUCCAUUAUUUCUUACAGGGUCACCAACUUCAUCAUUUUAAUGUAACUCUCGUAAGUGCCAUCUCUUGCAAUUACACGGGUGUAACAUUUGGAGGCACGAGAGGGGUAGGCGUGUCUGACGAGAAUUACAGUAGACCAAAUGCGCCUAUCCAGUGAAACGAACCAAGACCAGAUGCAACAGUAAACGGCAUCUAGACAGCCGACGGGACCAGCGAGUUGACUGGGUGUGCGAGACCAGGGUGUACCACCAGCGAGAGGAGGGAUCGCCUCAACAGGGAUUGCCUCAAGCCGCUGUCACGACUCGACCCCAGUGACGUCACCACGACCAUCGUUGCUGUCUAUCAAGUGAACAACAUGGAUAUCCUGGAAGUUGUCGAGAAGGUCAAUGCCAGAGUACGUGUCCUUUCCACUCAAAAGCUCCUUGGAGUAUGCGAGCACCUGGGGCUGGAGACCGGAGAUACGGCAGAGAAAGUCAAUGGUCAUCAGAGGCUGGUGCAGAACACGUACAGUGAUGAAGUCCUAGAUCGCGCCGAUGGAGGAAUUGAGCUGCUCCAAGGACUGGACGGAUUCAUCGAUGGAAUUGCUGGCCCCGAGGUUGUUCCGGAUGAGGCAGCUGUCUCAGCCAAGAGUGCAAAGCCUGACUCUUCAGACGAACCUUUGGAAGUCCAGCCAGCCCCUUUGAAGUUGGUCCCCGCUAAAUCCGAGCAACCAACUGUGGGACCAGAAGUCCUGAGUCUAAUGCGUCGUGAAUUCAAAAUUUUUGGACAGAUCGGAGAACCCGGCCAGAAGGACAGGCUGACAUUUACCAGCCUGGCACACCAAAUUGAGACUGGUCGUGAGAAGGGGUACCGGACAGUGAAGUCGUCCAAGGCGUAAUCCGAGCU